AUGCUUGAAUACAAAAUCUUACUGUUCACCUACCGCUUCCUUCUCGCAACAGGCGUCUUGCCUACCGAGUAUUCUAGCAGCUGUAUGCCAAAUAGCGUGAGCGAAAGCACGCCGAAUGGAGAGAGUGACAUCCCACCAAAUGAUGAAGAUGCCUCCAUGCCGAACGAUACAGACAACGGCGCGUCGGACGACGCGGGCACCGGCACGCCAUACAGUGAGGGCACCAGCACGCCAAACGGUGUCGAGCCACUGACGACGGAAGGCAACGACGAUCAGGAAAUAACGAGCACCAAAGACUACGUGAAGCCCGCAGAAACGCUAAUAGAAUUGGUCAGCGUCUUGGAUGACACGAUGCGCCUCGAAGAUCUCGGGCAAGGCGAGGAGUGGUCAAACGGAUCAAUCUGUGAUGAUACACAUGUCACCGUAGGCAACAGUCCGAUUACCAUCCUUCGAUCUCUUGCAGCUAAGCUACCUUUGACUUAG
Peronospora matthiolae is the source of this 483-nucleotide messenger RNA. Lineage: Eukaryota; Oomycota; Peronosporomycetes; Peronosporales; Peronosporaceae. The record is from the annotation of a GenBank genome assembly.